Messenger RNA from Myripristis murdjan (pinecone soldierfish), 3063 nucleotides. It is a transcript of the gene mob2a, whose product is annotated as MOB kinase activator 2a. The transcript has 5 exons. Lineage: Eukaryota; Metazoa; Chordata; Actinopteri; Holocentriformes; Holocentridae. The record is from RefSeq and is a predicted model, not a curated record. The coding region runs from base 621 to 1331 and encodes 236 amino acids.
GGGUCGGGUCUGUGUUUACUUCCGGACUCCGUUCCAGACUUCGCUCAGAAAGCAGCGGCUCCGGUGGAGGUUCAGCCUGUGAGCUAACACUGUAGCCAUACAAGGAUUCAUGACAGAGGGUACUGUGGUCUGUCAGGCGGCAUCCACUGAGUCAACUCAUCCGGCGCUACAGCGGCGCGAAGGGCAUCCGGCAAGCCGGCUGAGAGUCACUGCACAUCGGACACCGGGACAGCACGCCGACCCGGCCGGGGGACGCGGACACCGAGCCGAGCCGAGCCCACUGCCCUGCUCUCAUCCACUCAUUCGAGCUCAAAGUCACUCAAUGCUGCGCUCUUGCCUCCAGCUAACAAACUGAUCCGACUGUGAUACUGCUCGUCCAUGGUCCAGGCUACCCGAGGAUCAAAACAAGGACAAUCGCUCUCAAGUUUCAGCGACAUUUGAUUUGACCGCCGGUUCCAGCAAGCGGGAGAGAGCCGAGCCGGGCAGCGACAGGGAUUUGGGGGCCAGGCAGGGACGCGAGGGUGGUGGCUGGAUAAAUAGGGGUCGCUUCCAGCUCCUGGUGGAUUUAUCCCCCUGCCAGCUAACGUUAGCCAAGCUAAGUUAGCUACACACACACCAUCAUGGAAUGGUUAAUGGGGAAGUCGAAGACGAAGCCAAAUGGAAAGAAGCCUCCAGCAGAAGAGAAGAAGCAGUACCUGGAGCCAGAGUUCACGAAAAUCCGUGUGGUGGACUUCGACCUCAAAGAGCUGGUGGUGCUGCCCAGAGAGAUAGACCUCAACGAAUGGCUAGCCAGCAACACGACAACGUUCUUCAACCUUAUCAACCUACAGUACAGCACCAUCUCAGAGUUCUGCACUGGGGACACCUGUCAAGCCAUGACGGCCUGCAACACAAUAUACUACUGGUAUGAUGAGAGGGGGAAGAAGACGAAGUGCACUGCUCCUCAAUACGUCGACUUUGUAAUGAGUCUUUGUCAGAAACUGGUCACAGAUGAGGAAAUCUUCCCUACAAAAUACGGCAAAGAGUUCCCCAACUCAUUUGAGUCCUUGGUAAAGAAGAUCUGCCGGUACCUGUUCCACGUGCUGGCUCACCUCUACUGGGCGCACUUUAAAGAGACGGUGGCUCUGGACCUGCAGGGCCACUUGAACACUCUGUAUGCACAUUUCAUCGUUUUCGUAAGGGAAUUCAACCUGGUCGACCCCAAGGAGACCUGUAUCAUGGACGACCUGUCCGAAAUCCUCUGCACCCCGGCCCCGCCGCCGGCCCCGACCCCCUCCGCCCCAGCCUCAGCCCCCUCCCCCUCUUCACAAAACCACGUGACGGAGAGAUGAGCAGGGGCUGCCGCGACACACCAGCCCCGGGGGUGAUAGAAGAUAAGAUAGAGGAGAGAAGGAAAGGACAGCCUGGCCCCCUUCCUAGGCCUUUGGCGCCAGCAGGACUUAGAGACCUUCCACUACCCUUAUAUUUCGCUACAACACCAACCAACCAGCCGGAAGGAAGGGGGGGAGGGUUUUCGGGGGGUUGGGGUGGCGGGGAGGGGUUUGUCACGCCAGCAGGAAUUGGCGUGAGCGUUCCUCCCAGGGGCAAAUCCCUCCCAUCUUCUCUGCAAUUUAAACUAGGAACGAAAAAGUAUGUGUAUGUUUUAUUUUAAAAAUUGUUUUGCUUUAUUUCACUUUUUUCUUUUUCUUUUUUUUUUUUUUUUAAGUUUUACUCCUUUUUUUUUGGUUGGGGACAGUGUGUCCGUUUGCCCUUCGCCUCCUUCUAUCCUCUACCUAACAUACAGUACAGGAUGGGGGCCUCUGCUUCGCUUCAACAUUACUAUUGUACAGUGUUGUUAAUGUGUGGAGAAAAGGCGUCUCUAUUAACCUACAGGCUCGCCGCUCCCGCUCCCUCCUCACGGGCUGGGAGUCGGACUGCAGGUGGACGGCCGCUACGCUGGCCAGUAGGGAGCCAAGUUACUGCCUGAUGGGGGCGAUACUAGCCAAUCACUGUUUGGGUUGUUUAUUCGGGGGAUGAUUAAAGCGCUUCCUACUCAGGACCUGAGAGAAUAUGUCACUGCUGCCAGAGAGAAGUUAAACUCUCUUUCUUUUCUUUCAUUCUCUGUCUUUCCCUCCCUCCCUCCUUCCCCCUCUCGCUCUGCACCUCCUUCUCCUCGUUCUCCCCUUUCCACCAAACCGCUCUCAGUUCUCCAAUAUUACAGAUGCUGAUAUGUAUAGUCACAUAAUCACCUGGUGUGUGUAGCCCUUCCUAACAGCCCUGUCCCACAACCGACCUGUAGAGGGCAGCAACUGCCACAGAAACAAGGGAGACGGAGAAGAUUAAAAAAAAGAUUGUAUAUUAGAUAUUUAAUCUGAUCAGAGAGUCGCUACUAAAGAGACAGACUGGUGCCCAUAUCUGGUUUUAGGGAGGUUGGCGGACACCUCUUCCCCAGAAAUUGGAGCUGUUUGCUGGGGUUCAGCGUAGCAGCACCACCCCCCCUUCCUCCUCCUCCUCCAUCCACCUCCACCCUCUCCAGCAGCACAGGAGAAGGACAAAGACAUGAGGUAAUGUCUGCAGGCCCAGAGAGAGGGAGAGAGAGAGGAGUGAGAUGGAGAGGAGGGACGGUGUGGGGCUGCUCUGGUUCUGCUCUGCUGUUUCUGUAUUGCUGAAGUCCCAAGAAAAGUCACGAAAACUCCCGGCGCAAACUAAAACUCUGUUAUCGCCCUUUAAAUUUACUUUUUAAAAAAAUUUUAUUAUCAGAGGAAAUACGUUCAUAAAUAACAAUAAUAGUAUCAUUACACAUGUAUAGAAAAUGCACAGUCUGCUUGGACUUCACUGUACAAAGAAUCGCAAGCGGGUUCCGUCAGACAUAGCCUCUGUAUCAAGGAGGAUUGGGUUUAAAAUUCUCCUUUUUAUUUUAUUUAUUUUAAUUUUUUUUUCUUUUUUUGGUUUUGUUUUUGUUUGCAGGGUUCUUCAGUUCUGGCUCUCAUUUUUAUGUAUUUUAAUUAUUAACUAAGUUAAAAGCAAUUUAAUAUUUUAAGCUCUGCGGAUUAUAAUCUAAUAAAAGACAGAAAUGCCACCCUG